AUGCGGCUCUUAAUAGCUCUUUUGUCCUUUUUCGCCUUGGCCAAUGCCCAGUUUGGAUUCUUUGACCAAAUGUUUGGCGGCGGCGGCGGCGGCGGCGGCCACCACCAAGAGCAGCGCCCGCAGAACAACCCCAGCGACGCUCGCCAUUAUCAACACCAGUACACACAUUCCACCUGUGACCACUACCUCUGCCCCGACACACUCGCCUGCGUCCACUUCCCGCACCACUGCCCCUGCGCAUGGGACGCCAACGACGACAAAUUCGAGCUCGCAGAAGGGAAGCGCACCUGCGUUUCAAAAGGCGGGUUCAAGCAGGGAGAAGCCGCGCGCAAGAUUGAACUGGCGCGGAAGGGUUUGCUUUGA
This is a messenger RNA of Trichoderma atroviride IMI 206040, 363 nucleotides long. RefSeq lists its product as uncharacterized. The record is from RefSeq and is a predicted model, not a curated record. Lineage: Eukaryota; Fungi; Ascomycota; Sordariomycetes; Hypocreales; Hypocreaceae.